ACUUUUCGGAGACCAUUAGAGGUGGGGCAGGGGAUGAGGUCGAUUAUGACCGAUGGCCGUGAAAUCCAAGUAAUGAAAGACUGGAGCCAAACGGAGGGUGCGGCUGUUCACCAGGGAUUGGCCUCACCAAAAGAGUACAGUAGUCAGCGUGCAGAAUGGAGAGUCCCCAUCAACCGCAAACUAGAGGACCUAUCGGCCGCCAUUAGUUCUCUUCAAACUGGCGGUUCAACAGCCAUACCCCAAGACGUCAGCUGGAGAGAUGUUUUCGACUGCAUUGGAGAAGCGAAACAGACAUAUGAGAAAAAGGCUGAAGAUAAUCGAUUCAGAGGAUGGGUCAGGAAGGGCGAGAUAGCAAUAGGCAUCUUAGAACGCCUUUCUGAAGCUAUUCCCGAUGAGAAUGGCCUCAGCGUCCUCAAAACAGGAUUGGUGUUCAUUUUUCAGUCUUACAGAAAAAGACUUUCCAAUGUGGGCAAUAUUCUGCAAGAAUUCGAAGACGCUCCUGGCGUCUUGGCUAGCGUCUAUCAGAUAUGCGACGUCUAUAACAAAGAAAUAAGACUGAAGAAUCUGGUUUGGGAUUUCUAUGGGAUAAUGGUGGACAGCCUUUCAGAACUUAUGAUAAUCUUGAAUCGCACAUAUAAAGAGGGAAAUGUUUUUAAAAAGGUUGUUAAGCAGAUUCCUGAAGUAGAGGCUGCAAAGAUAGGUGAAAUCUCCAAAAGAAUCAGCAAGGCAAAGCAAACAGUCUUCGAAGCUACGGCCCAUUUAGACCGACAGGUAUGGCAAGAGACUAAGACUUCGGCUCAGCAAGGACGAAUAGCAGCGGAGGCUACUCGCAAGACGGCUCAUGAUAUCAGAGCCAGGGUAAUAGACCUACAACAAGAAACCAGCGAAGGACAUGAUAAGCUAUCUUCUCAGGUGGACCAGUUCCGCUCUCAGAUGGUCGAUGCGGCUGAUCAAAUGGGCGACCAAUUGGCGCAGACUAAAAGACAGAUAACUAAAGACGGGGAAGAGAGGAAGCAGUUUGAGGCAGGAUUACAAAGACUCGUCGAUGCGUUGCCUGCGUCGAUUCAUGAGCAGCUGCAGAGCGCAUUGUACCAGUUUGUAGCUGAUGCCAUCGUUCAGCGACAACUUUUCGCGCUCCCCUCAAACAUUAUCUCUCCCAACUCGCCACCCCUGCCUCUCGUUCAAUAUGCGCAAGUACUAAGUGAGAGCGACAUCAUCAACUUACUGCAAACGCCUGAUCCAAUAGGCGACGCAGAUCGUAUCCUCCGCAAAGAAAGCUUGAUGAGUGACGAGGCACUGGGAUAUGCCACAUUACUGAGGCAAAAGCGUCAGUUCAAGGAAUGGCUAUCAUCAGACUGGCCCAGCCUGGUGCUUGUUGAUGGCUGCAGCCGCGGGGAAAGUGUAGGAAGAACAUCCCCCAUGUCUUUUUUUACCGCUUCUUUUGCUUCAACUCUUAUUCGGGCUGAGACUGGUAUUGUGUUACAAUUUUUCUGCGGCCAUCAUAUUGAUCCCCAGAAGGAGAAUUCAGGGCCGAAGGGCCUCUUGCGCAGCAUCAUCAGUCAGCUGAUUCUAUAUCCGAAGUCUUAUAAUCUGUCGCUCAAUUUUGUUGAUCAAGGUUUGUACGACGCCGUAGCGGCAAGCAACACUGAGGCACUCUGUUAUUUUUUUGAGAAACUAUUUUGGCAGAUACAGCCAGACACGAUAAUCUACGUACUUAUAGACAGCGUUUCGGAUUUUGAGUCUGAUCUUCACGAUUACGGGGAAAGGAUGGACCGAGUUCUUAUUUUGUUCCAAACGCUAAUUGGACAAGUUCUCCAAGGAUUUGCCGCUGGGCCAAAGCUGAAGCUGUUCAUGACAAGUCCUAAUAGGAGUCAUAGGCUCAUCUAUCGGGUUGACCAGGCUAAGGAAAGUAUUCGGCUGAAUGCAGCGGCCUUGGGCGACAUUUCUAGAAGUGGUGAGAGAUCACUGCGAGAAAUAAGACGGGCCAGGUCACCUCUC
This is a messenger RNA of Trichoderma atroviride IMI 206040, 1998 nucleotides long. RefSeq lists its product as uncharacterized. NCBI's taxonomy places the organism in Eukaryota, Fungi, Ascomycota, Sordariomycetes, Hypocreales, Hypocreaceae. The record is from RefSeq and is a predicted model, not a curated record.